AUGGCUGUGUGUGGCCUGCGGUUCAUGCACCUGGGUGUUCGCAGUGGAGUCAUUUGUGUUGUUCUCUCCCUCUGGGUUUUGGUGUUUGCAGCAUCAGCACAGUGGUGUGAGGAUCAAGUUGCGUGGGUGUGCAUUGCUGCGUUAGUUUCACAGAGGAUGGAAAAAGGGGAGUGCAGUACACAAAAUAGAAAUUUGCGUAGGCAACUUAUGAGGAAUAGAAGAAGCACAUGUGACAUAUAUGCUUCUCUCAAUGCCUCUUCUUCUUCUAUUCCACAAUCUACAAAUAAGCGCCAAGCAGUUCGUCAUGGAAUAUUUGAUGUUGUCACAAAUUCUGCUGAAGCUGAUUUAGUUGGAAGUGAUGACACUAUUCCUUUUACGUUCGGUGGACCAGACUAUGCAUGUCAAUAUUGUGGGGCUAUUUUCUGGUUUGAAGAGCGCCUUAAAACUGGUGGCUCUCAACUCCCGGUAUACUCCCUUUGUUGUAGGCAAGGUCGGAUUAAGCUUCCAGAACUCAGAGAACCUCCCGAACCAUUGAAGUCUCUAUUAGAUUAUAAUGGCAGUGAGACUUCUAAGCUUUUUCGACAGCAAAUAAGGGCCUAUAAUUCCAUCUUUGGAUUGACUUCUACUGGUGGGAAGAUUGACAGAUCUAUCAAUGAUGGUGACGCCCCUUAUAUAUUCAGGCUAAAUGGUCAAAAUCACCAUAUGAUUGGAUCAUUACUUCCUCUGGCUGGUGAAAGGCCUCAAUUUGCUCAACUAUACAUCUAUGACACAGACAAUGAAGUUGCAAAUAGAGUUGCUGCUAUUGGUGACCAUGGCAGAGAACCUCAUAUCGAUGAAGCUAUUGUGUCCCAACUUAUAGAUAUGUUUGAUAGAGUUAAUGCCUUGGUCAAAAUCUUUCGCAUGGCAAGGGAUCGAUUUAGAAAUGGUGAAAUGCAUUCUCUGUCAUUAAGGCUCUGUGAGAAACGUCUCACUGAUACAAUGCAAUACAACUCACCAGUUGGCCCUCAAGUUGCUGGCUUAUUUGUUGGAGAGCUUGGCAAUAGCGAAGAAGGACGUGAUAUAAUUGUGGAGCACCAAUCGGGAGCAUUAAAGCGUAUUAAUGAUUUGCAUCCGUGCUUCAUGGCGAUGCAAUAUCCUCUUCUUUUUCCAUAUGGAGAAGAUGGUUAUACACUUGACAUCCCUUAUCAAAAUACCCCUGGAGCAGCUAAAUUGAAACGAAAAUUCGUUACCAGACGUGAAUAUUAUGCCUAUAUGUUGCAGCAGCGAAACGUUGGUCGUGGGUCAGUUAUUCUUGGAGGGAGAUUGUUUCAACAAUAUAUUGUGGAUGCAUUUACAUGCAUAGAAGAUGAAAGACUACGAUACAUUCGAUUCAAAUAUCAACAAGAGCAUUUCAGAUCUGAAAUCUAUAGUGGUAUGCAAGAUGCAUUUCUCCGAGGUGAUAUAAAUGCUAAAUCUAUUGGCAAACGUAUUAUCUUACCUUCAAGCUUCACUGGCAGCCCACGAUAUAUGAUCCAACACUAUCACGAUGCUAUGGCAAUUUGCCGAUCACGAGGAAAUCCCGAUCUUUUUAUCACUUUUACAUGCAAUGUUCAAUGGAUUGAAAUUCGUCAAGCACUCAAUCUCAUUCCAGGUCAGAAAGCAGAGGAUAGACCUGAUAUUAUAUCUCGCGUUUUUCACAUGAAGCUAGCAGAGUUAAUGAGGGAUAUCAAACAACGUAACUACUUUGGACAAGCUGUUGGCGCCAUUUACACAGUUGAAUUCCAGAAAAGAGGCCUACCUCAUGUUCACAUCAUCAUAUGGUUGCACCAAAAUGACAAAUUCCCAGCAUCUGCUGAUAUCAACAUAAUCAUUUCUGCGGAGAUUCCCGAUUGCAGAAAAGAACCCGAUUUGUUCAAUGUUGUGUCACGAUUUAUGUUCCAUGGCCCUUGCGGUUUGGCAAAUCCUAAGGCACCAUGUAUAAAGAAUGGAAAAUGCUCCAAGCACUUCCCUAGAAGAUAUUGCAAUGAGACUAUUGUCGGUGAAGAUGGUUUUGCAAUUUAUAGGAGACGCAAUGACGGUAAAACUGUAAUGAAGCAAGGAGUACCACUUGACAACAGGUUUAUUGUCCCCUAUAACAAAGGUCUUUUGCUGAAAUAUCAAGGCCAUAUCAAUGUGGAAUGGUGCAACCAGUCCAGAUCCAUAAAAUAUCUAUUUAAAUAUAUUAAUAAAGGCCCAGAUAGGACACGAGCUCUUCUCCAAGAAAAUGCUGAUGCUAUUUCACCAAUUGAUUCAGAGGUAGUUGAUGAAAUAAAGAUAUAUAUAGACUGCAGGUAUCUAUGUGCCUAUGAGUCUGCUUGGAGGAUAUUUGAGUUUGAGAUACAUUGUAAGUAUCCUGCUGUGCAAAAUCUCACCAUACACUUACCUCAAAUGAAUAACAUUGUCUUUCGGGGAGAUAUGAAUAUUACUGAAGUCCUCCAUCAACCUGGUCUAGAGAAAACGAUGUUGACAGAGUGGAUGCAAAGAGGACAUUCAAUCGGCCGCAUAUCCUACGUUCACCCUUCUGCGGGAGAAAUUUAUUAUCUGCGGAUGCUGCUUGCUUAUGUCAAAGGAGCAACUAAUUUUAGUGAUAUAAGAACUGUGAAUGAAACAACAUACAACACAUUUAAGGAAGCAUGCAAUGCAAUGGGACUAACUGGAAAUGAUCGAGAAUGGCAUGAUGCCCUUCACGAAGCUGCCAAUUGGGCUACUUCUCAUGAACUCAGGACUCUUUUUGUGACAUUAAUUAUGUUUUGUGAAGUUGCUGAUUCAAAAAGGCUAUUCGAUGCACAUCUCAACAAUUUCCAGGAUGACAUCAUUUACAAGCUCCAGAAUAGAUUUGCCAUGGGUCCUUCAACAAUAUCACCUUCACACAUCAGAGAUCAAGUACUACUUGAAAUUGAUGCUAUAUUAUCAAAGAAUGGAGCCUGUCUUAGUGACUAUAAUCUACCACUACCUACGAAUACAUUGGUGCAGCAACUCAGCAACACUAUGUUAAGAGAAGAGCUGACUUAUGACAUAAAUGAACUACUCCUUUGUGCUAACAAUAUGGAGCAGCAGCUCAACAUCGAACAAAGGAACAUAUAUGAUGCAAUUUUAAAUGCAGUAUAUGCUGAAAAAGGAGGUCUCUUUUUCCUUUAUGGUCAUGGAGGAACUGGCAAAACCUUUGUGUACAAAGCUAUUAUUAGUCGUUUGCGUUCAGCAGGAAGAAUUGUUCUUGCCGUCGCAUCUUCUGGAAUAGCUUCUUUGUUGCUACCUGGAGGUCGAACAGCUCAUUCACGAUUUAAAAUACCAAUAAAUAUCCAUGACCACUCAACAUGCCAUAUGAAAAAAGGGACCCAACUUGCUGAUCUCUUGGAGAAAACAAGUCUCAUAGUAUGGGAUGAAGCACCUAUGGCACACCGUAAUUGCUUCGAAGCACUCGAUAGGUCAUUAAAUGACAUUCUAGAUAUUGAUGAAUUAGAUGGCACAUAUCGACCUUUUGGAGGAAAGGUUGUUUUGCUUGGUGGUGAUUUUAGACAAAUCCUUCCAGUGGUUCCUAAAGGUUCCAGCUUUGACACUGUUAAUGCAUGUAUUGCUAGAUCUAAUCUAUGGAAGCACUGUAAAUUUUUUUACUUGAAGACAAAUAUGCGAUUAUCAGCAAAGGGUUUAAGCAAUGAAGAGAAACUACAAUUGACCUCCUUUUCUGAGUGGCUCUUGGAUGUUGGAGAGGGCAAAAUUGAAGCAACCAAAAUGGAUGAGGAAGAAGAUUAUCCAACGUGGAUUAAGGUGCCAGAUCAUCUUCAAGUACAUUCUGAAAUGGGAGAUAUAGAGGCUAUCACAUCUGAAGUUUAUGAUAACUUAUCAUCAAUGUACUCUGACCCAGCAUACUUAAAGCAAAGAGCUAUUAUAACAGGCACAAAUGCAGCAGUGGAUGAGUUAAAUUGUCAUGUAUUGUCAUUGAUACCAACUGAGCAAAGAAUAUAUCUUAGCUAUGAUUACAUUUCUAAUGAUGACAAUGCAUCAGAUGAUAUGGAUGUUCUUUAUCCACCAGAAUUCUUAAAUUCUCUAACAUUCAAUGGAGUCCCAAAUCAUGAACUUCAGUUGAAAAUACAUUCGCCCGUGAUGCUGUUAAGAAACCUCAAUCAGAAUAGUGGAUUAUGCAAUGGAAGAAGGCUAAUAAUCUCAAGACUGGGUGAAAGAGUUGUAGAAGCCAAUAUUAUUUUAGGUACCCAUAUAGGCAACAGGGUAUACAUUCCAAGGAUAAUAAUGACAGCUACAGAAGCAAAAUGGCCAUUCACCAUGAAAAGAAGACAGUUCCCUCUUAGAUUGUGUUAUGCCAUGACCAUAAACAAAAGUCAAGGGCAAACACUAGACAAAGUUGGGCUAUAUCUCCCGAAGCCAAUUUUCGCUCAUGGCCAAUUAUAUGUAGCUUUGUCCCGUGUUACAACAUAUAAAGGCCUAAGAAUUCUUAUAAGGAACACAACAGAUGAACCAAUGUUGUAUACCAAAAAUAUUGUCUAUGAUGAAAUCUUUAAUAACCUUUAG
Messenger RNA from Tripterygium wilfordii, 4542 nucleotides. RefSeq lists its product as uncharacterized. Gene Ontology annotation, molecular function: DNA helicase activity. The transcript has 5 exons. Bases 1 to 4542 code for a protein of 1513 amino acids. Gene Ontology annotation, biological process: DNA repair; telomere maintenance. NCBI's taxonomy places the organism in Eukaryota, Viridiplantae, Streptophyta, Magnoliopsida, Celastrales, Celastraceae. The record is from RefSeq and is a predicted model, not a curated record.